This is a messenger RNA of Cololabis saira (Pacific saury), 3284 nucleotides long. RefSeq names its product TLE family member 2, transcriptional corepressor a (gene tle2a). Gene Ontology annotation, biological process: negative regulation of canonical Wnt signaling pathway; regulation of DNA-templated transcription. Lineage: Eukaryota; Metazoa; Chordata; Actinopteri; Beloniformes; Belonidae. The transcript is spliced from 20 exons. Gene Ontology annotation, molecular function: transcription corepressor activity; protein binding. The coding region runs from base 453 to 2837 and encodes 794 amino acids. Gene Ontology annotation, cellular component: nucleus; transcription regulator complex. The record is from RefSeq and is a predicted model, not a curated record.
UGUAUUGAGUGUACUGGUGUGGUGCGUCCGUCCACGAAGCCACAAGCAAACCGCAUCCCCCCUCCUCCUCUUCCUCUACCUCCUCCUCCUCCUCCUCUUCCUCUUCCUUUAUGCUACCGAAAGCGAAAAUAUAUAUCGAGUAUAGGGAGAUAAUUUGCGCCGUGGUAGCUGCAGGGAAGCGGAGUUGAGGACUCGGGGAAGAGAGCGGCUGUUUCUGCAGCUCGGUGCGGAGCGGACCGGAGAGGAGACACGAACCCAGAACAAAGGAGGCUCCGAGCACGGCAUGUCGUGCCAUUAUCUGUGAACCCCGGCCAAAUGCCUCUGUGAGAGCCACAACAGCACACCGGGCUGCUCGCGUUUUUCUCGACGAAAAAAGAGGGAGAGAGAGAAAGGAGACGCACCGCAAAAUAAUUUAACAGGGAGAGACGCGCAAGAGCAAGUCGGCGGCUGCGAUGUUUCCUCAAAACCGACCCCCGGCACCUCUACAGCCACCCCCAGGGUCCUCUGCCUCAGUGGUGGCUGCUGCUGCAGCAGCAGCCGCAGCAGCAGCUUCAGGAACACCCCAGUCACUGAAACUAACCUACCCAGAAACUCUGGACCGCAUCAAGGAGGAGUUUCAGUUCCUUCAGACACAGUACCACAGUUUGAAACUGGAGUGUGAGAAACUGGCCACGGAAAAGACUGAGAUCCAAAGACACUACGUUAUGUAUUAUGAAAUGUCCUACGGCCUUAACAUCGAAAUGCACAAACAGACAGAGAUUGCCAAGCGGUUGAACGUGAUCUGUGCUCAGCUCAUCCCCUUCCUGUCACAGGAGCACCAGCAACAGGUGGUCCAGGCCAUGGAACGCGCCAAACAGGUGACCAUGGGGGAGCUAAAUGCUUCGAUAGGGGUACGUGGGCUCCCCCCUCUGCCUUAUAGCCAGCAGCUUCAGGCCCAGCAUCUCUCCCAGCAUGCCCAGGGUUUGCCUGUGGGUCCACACCCAUCAGGACUGCCUCACCCUGGCCUGGCGCUCGGGGGAGGGUCCAGCCUCCUGGCCCUGUCUGGGGCUUUGGGGGCCCAGCUGGCUGCCAAGGAUGAGAGGGCGCACCUUGAAGCAGCAGCUGCCGCCGCCGCUGCGGCAGAGCACCACAGAGACCGUGAAGCUGGACCAAGCUCUCUGUCCAACGGGGAUAAGGGUCGCCAAGCAGACUACCUCAGCAACGGCAAGAAGAGGAAAGCUGAUGAAAAGGAGUUUAUGACGGACUAUGGCAGCGAUGCGGAUAAGAGUGAUGAUAAUUUGGUGGUGGAUGAGGACCCUUCAUCCCCGCGCAGUGUGCAGUCCUACUCAUCCAGGGAAAAUGGUCUGGAUAAGAGGCCUCCCUCCCGUAAGGAGGGGCCCCCUCAGGCCAGCCCCACCUCCCUGGCCUCGUCCAGCAGUGCCACUUCCCCCUCUCGUGGCAAAGAGCCCCCACAGAGAGAGAAAUCUAGCACUCCAGGUAUGAAGCCAGGGACUCCCAUGUCUCAGGAGUCCAACACUCCCGGACCAAGCGGGCCCCCACAGUUCAGGCCUGUGCCAGGCAAGCCUGGUGUCGACCCCCUUGCCCUGGGUCUGAGAAACCCCUUGGCGGUCCAGGGAGGGUACCCUCCCGGAGCUUUCGGCCUGCCCCCGGGUGUGAACGGGGACCUGCCCGGGGCGGCGGGCUAUGGGGGGGGGCUCCACUUGGUCUCCCCCCAGAUGAACGGAGCUGCAGCGGCGGCUGCGGCUGCGGCUGCUGCAGGCUAUGGACGGUCCCCUGUGGUGGGCUACGAGUCUUCACACCCACACAUGAGGGUCCCCGGGCUGCCAGCCAGCUUACAGCCGGCUGCUGGGAAACCCGCCUACUCGUUCCAUGUGAGCGCAGACGGCCAGAUGCAGCCGGUACCGUUCCCCCCUGACGCCCUGCUGGGUCCGGGAAUCCCGCGCCAUGCUCGUCAGAUCCACACGCUGAACCACGGAGAGGUGGUGUGCGCCGUCACCAUCAGCACCUCCACGCGCCACGUCUACACCGGAGGCAAGGGCUGCGUCAAGGUGUGGGACAUCAGCCAACCAGGGAGCAAGAGCCCCAUGGCCCAGCUGGACUGUCUGAACCGGGAUAACUACAUCCGCUCCUGCAAGCUGCUCUCCGACGGGCGAACCCUGAUUGUGGGCGGGGAGGCCAGCACGCUGUCCAUCUGGGAUUUGGCCACGCCGACUCCGCGCAUCAAGGCGGAGCUGACGUCGUCGGCUCCCGCCUGCUACGCUCUGGCCAUCUCCCCCGACAACAAGGUCUGCUUCUCCUGCUGCAGUGAUGGGAACAUCGUCGUCUGGGACCUUCACAACCAGACUCUAGUCAGGCAGUUCCAGGGUCACACAGACGGGGCGAGCUGCAUCGACAUCUCCAACGACGGCACCAAGCUGUGGACAGGAGGGCUGGACAACACGGUCCGCUGCUGGGACCUCCGAGAGGGACGGCAGCUGCAGCAGCAUGACUUCACCUCACAGAUCUUCUCUCUGGGCUACUGUCCGACAGGCGAGUGGCUGGCUGUAGGGAUGGAGAGCAGCAACGUGGAAGUCCUGCACGUGUCCAAACCUGACAAGUACCAGCUGCACCUCCACGAGAGCUGCGUCCUCUCCCUCAAGUUCGCCUACUGCGGUAAAUGGUUUGUGAGCACAGGAAAAGAUAACCUUCUGAACGCGUGGCGGACACCCUACGGAUCCAGCAUAUUCCAGUCCAAGGAAUCUUCGUCGGUUCUCAGCUGUGACAUCUCCCCCGACGACCAGUUCAUCGUCACAGGUUCCGGGGACAAGAAGGCCACAGUCUACGAAGUCAUCUACUGAAGUCUAGCGGCUUGACGAAGUAAACUAGUAAUCAGGGGAGGAGCUGAGGCUCUCUACUGCACCAAUGACUGUACAGAGCGUCAGUGGCAUGGAACAAAAGAGACAUUCAACUUGUACUUUUGUUGUUUUGUUCAUGUUCGUGAGAGAUGAGAAAAGCAAAGAGGCGCAAAGUCACAUCUCUGGAAAAAACAAAGUGAUUUUAAUCUCUGAGAACGCUAGUCGAUAGCUGCGCAACUGUGGGAUUCUCCAAAGAACUUUUGAUUUUGUUCUUUUUUUUUUUUGUUCAUUUUUUUAAAACAAAAUAAAACCUCCUGUAGUGAACGUGAAAUUAGCAAAAAAAAGAAAAAAAAAAAGAAAAUAUUUUUUUAGCUUUUGAAUUUUCCAAACAGUUGCUUUGUUUCGAGUGGGAGAUGAAAAGAAAGCGGUAUAAAAGGGUUAAUGGAAAAC